GAGAAGUGGAAACUUGCGGUGUUUGCGGUUUGGCUCUACAGAACAAACGCCAUGAGUGCUUUGCAUUUUCUUUUAUGCUUCGCUUUGAGUUUACUAAUUUCAGACUCUCAUGCACGCAAACGUGUUCCUGAUAUGAUGCCAUCUGGGGUCCGGGUGGGCUCGGAGAAGUACGCCCGGUUACAGGGCUGGUCUUUGGAUACUAACAGCUGGAAUGAGGGGCUCUACCCUUCCAUUAACCACAGAAGGGGCAAGGGGACAAUUGUAGCUCAUCUGACCAAUGACAGCCCUGCUUUGGUAGGAUCAAAUGUAACAUUUACUGCAAGACUCGAGUUUCCCAAAUGCCAGAAGGAAGAUGAAAAUGGAAUCCUUGUGUAUGACAAACACUGCAAAGAUGAUGCUUGGGUUCAACCAGGUGAGUACCUGUACAACUGGACUUCCUGGAUUGAGGAUUAUGGCUUUGGAAACUGCACCAACAAGUUGAAGUGCAACGUGUUUCCAGAUGGGAAGCCCUUCCCUCAGCAUUUAGACUGGAGGAGGAACAGUUAUGUUUAUGUGUGGCAUACCAUGGGUCAGUACUACCAGAAGAAUGAUCGCUCUGUUUCAAGUAUCUCGCUCAACACAACCAACAUCACCCUUGGUGCACAGCUUAUGGAGUUGUCAGUUUAUCGCAAAAGUAAUCGCAGAAAGUAUAGUCCUGCAGCAACUGCAAGUGGCAUCUAUUUUGUUACAGAUCAGAUUCCUUUCAUUGUCAACAUCUCCCAGAAAAACGACCGCAACGCCUCUGACAAUGUCUUCAUGAAGGACUCUGACAUUGUUUUCAACGUCAAACUCCACGACCCCAGCAACUACCUGAAGGCUGCAGAAGUGUCCUACAAGUGGGAUUUCAACGAUGGCAACAAGCUGAUUACUUACAGCCCUGUUGCUACCCAUGCUUACAGCCAACUUGUGAACUACACUGUAAAACUUACAGUGGAAGCAGUCUUCAACGUGCCCUGUGGACCUCCUACUCCUACCCCAACACCUGCAUUUGUUACAUUGCAUCCAGUGACAAUGAUGCCUUUAACGACUACACCUUCGUCCACCAAGGGUACUGAGCCCACAAGUCAGGAGACUGUGACUGCUACUCCCUCCCUUACUACAGAUUCUGCAACCCAGACAACUGCCACCCCUACUACUGAUGCUGUCACCCAGACAACUGUGCCCCCUACCACCAAGGCAGCCUCUACUACCAAGAUUUUCAACCCCAUCACCACUGCCUCCACCUUGGCAACCACCACUGAACUGCGUCUGCUCCAGAGACGACACCAGGGUCCAGAAUGCAAGCUCUACAGAUAUGGAAGCUUCAUAGCUAACCUCAGCAUUGUAGCUGGGAUCGUUGCAGUGGAGAGUGUCAGAACUACAAAAAUUAAGGUUUCUACUGCAUCUGUAACUGACGUCACAGUGGAUUUUUUGGUGAAGUGUAACGGCAGUAUUCCCACAUCUGCUUGCACCAUAAUAUUGGACUCUACAUGCAAGGUAACAAAGAACAUCUUUUGUGAGGAAGUCCCUGCUGCUGACCAGUGCCAGCUGACCCUACAGAGGGCCUUCAAUCAGUCUGGGAUAUUCUGUGUGAACAUUACACUGAGCGACUCUGCCAGUCUAGCACUAGCCAGUACAUAUGUGACUAUUGGACAAGAGACCAAAAACAAUGUGCCCAAAGAGGCUUCUGUCAUAGCUGGUGCUGUCGUCGUCGUGGUGGUGGUUCUUAUUGCAGUAGCAGCUCUUGUUCUCUACAAGCACUACAAGGAAUACAAGGUUGUGAAGGGACAUCCAGGGGAUGGCAGUGUUGGAGUAACUGUCUACUUCAAUCACCUGAAGGUGGCCCUCUCCCCUGGGAAUGAGGAGAGGAACCCACUGCUGCAGGGCAAAACUGAUUGACUGGUCAGAGCCCUACCCUUUACUGUGUUUUCUUUCCUUUUUACACCCCCCCCCCCCCCCCAUCAACAGCUGUUGAUUUGUCUUUUGUAUAGACUGAUUCAUGCAUCCUUAAGUGAGUCUUGUAUAAAGUGUGUUUUUUGUAAGCAAUGGAAUCAAAUGCUUUUGUACUAAAACAUGUUUACUAUUGUGUACCCAAGGCCUUGUCCUUUCUGUUAUUGGUUUUCAUUUAUUUUUAGCCAGGUUCUGCUCUUUUGUUAGUCAAUCAUGUUCCACCCGUUGAAAAAUGUCACCUUAUGGCUGGAGUCGCAUCACAAAACCCUAAUAGGGACACAUCAGUUGUGUUGGAGUUUUUGGCUCCAUUCAGGAGAAGCCAUCAGCAAAGGGGAUCAGAAAUAUGUAUUGUUGCUUUUUAUAGAUCACUAAUUUUUUAUAUUGUCAUUUAAGUUCUAGUUUUAAACAGUGUAUGAUCCUGAAUGUUGUAACUUGUGCUUUGUUAAACAAUCACUUUGCCAGGUAAUAAAUCUCUCAGACAAGGAAUAUAGAAGUUGGAAUGUAAAACGGCACACAGGACUGCCACUCUCUCUGGACAGCUUGUCUGGGAAUUGUGGGAGAGAAAUUAAGUGUCCCUUGUUUGGCUGUAUUUCAAAAGUGCAUCUGUUUCGACUUUCCAGUUCAGUGACCACAUAGCCUCCUGUCUGUGGGCAGCCAGGACUGUAUGUGUCAUCCUGUUUCAGUGGUCACUCAGUCUCUACUUGGUCAGGAUCUGGGCUGAGCUCUUGGCUUGUCAGGGCUUUGUGGUGAUAGGUUUUUGGGUCGCUGUGGUUUAAAGGAACUGGGGCCCGUCGUGAGCUUGUCCUGUAAAUGUUGGUCAUUGGAUGUACAAUCUGUUGGUAAAUUGUAAUUUGUGUGAAAUAUCCAGUGCCACAAUAAAUAUUUAUGCCAGUGAAUGCUA
Polyodon spathula (Mississippi paddlefish) is the source of this 2869-nucleotide messenger RNA. Its product is annotated as protein QNR-71-like. The coding region runs from base 52 to 1917 and encodes 621 amino acids. Gene Ontology annotation, biological process: cell adhesion. The record is from RefSeq and is a predicted model, not a curated record. The transcript has 12 exons. Gene Ontology annotation, molecular function: integrin binding. Lineage: Eukaryota; Metazoa; Chordata; Actinopteri; Acipenseriformes; Polyodontidae.